Messenger RNA from Helobdella robusta, 2517 nucleotides. RefSeq lists its product as hypothetical. The coding region runs from base 77 to 1747 and encodes 556 amino acids. Gene Ontology annotation, biological process: protein folding. The transcript is spliced from 20 exons. Gene Ontology annotation, cellular component: endoplasmic reticulum; endoplasmic reticulum membrane. The record is from RefSeq and is a predicted model, not a curated record. NCBI's taxonomy places the organism in Eukaryota, Metazoa, Annelida, Clitellata, Rhynchobdellida, Glossiphoniidae. Gene Ontology annotation, molecular function: calcium ion binding.
GACUUAUUCAACACGAACCUCUGCUAAGGACAGCAUGGGAAUGAAAAGUGAAAUCGAAUUGAGUUAAAAAUUAGAAAUGAAAUUUUGCAAUAAUUUUUUGCUAAUUUUGAAGUUACAAACUUUUUUCUCGUUAGUGUCGUCGCACGAUGAUGACUUUGGAGGGGAGGUCUACGUGCCCCCCUACACUCCUCCCAUUCCACCUCCUAAUUCCUACUUUGUUGAAACAUUCCAGUCUGAAGAGGAAUUCAAUAAAAAUUGGAUAAAAUCAAGUGCAAAGAAGGAGCACACAGAUGAUGAGAUUUCAUUGUAUGAUGGAGAGUGGAAGUUGGAAGAGCCAGUGGAUGCAGUUAUCAAAAAAGAUGUUGGACUUGUUCUGAAGUCUAAAGCUAAGCACCAUGCCAUUUCAUCCAAACUCCGACAGCCAUUCAUCUUUGAUGGUCAGACCUUUGUGGUGCAAUUUGAGGCCAAAUUUCAAAGAGGACUUGAUUGUGGAGGCGCCUACAUAAAAUUACUUAAUCAUUCAGAUGAUCUCAACCUGGAAGAUUUCACAGACAGAACUCCUUACGUUAUCAUGUUUGGACCUGAUAAGUGUGGCAAUGAUGUGAAGCUGCAUUUCAUCUUCAGACAUAAAAAUCCACUGACUGGAAAGUAUGAGGAGAAGCAUGGCCCAAAAGCGCCAGCAGUAAGUUUGUAUGAAGCAUAUAGAGAUAAACUGACGCAUCUUUACACAUUAGUGAUCCAUUCCAACAACUCCUUCUACACAAUGAUUGAUGACGUCGUCGUCACAAGUGGCAGCCUGCUGCAUGACGUCAAUCCUCCGGUGAAUCCUAGCGAGGAAAUUGUCGACGUCAAUGAUGUUAAACCGCAGGACUGGGAUGACAGGCUCAAAGUUCCAGAUGCCAAUGCAGUGAAGCCAGAAAGUUGGGAUGAAACAGCACCGGAAAUGAUUCCAGAUCCCAACGCGAAACUGCCGGAUGGAUGGCUGGUUGAGGAGGAGGAAUGGAUACCAGAUGAUAGAGCUAUCAAGCCUAAGGACUGGGAUGAUGAGCUUGAUGGCACCUGGGAACCACCAUUGAUUCUGAACCCCGUUUGCGAGACGGCGUUGGGCUGCGGCCCGUGGACACCCCCCCUUAUAAAUAACCCGAAAUUCAAGGGGCCCUGGAGUGCCCCACUCAUCAACAAUCCCAACUACCAGGGCCCAUGGUUACCUCGUAAGAUUUUGAAUCCCAAAUACUUUUACGAUCCGCUGCCCUACAAUAUGUCUUCCAUUGGUGCCGUAGGGUUGGAGUUGUGGUCCAUGCAGCCUGACAUCCUGUUUGAUAACUUCAUUAUCGCAUCCAGUGUCAGGGAUGUCAGGGCGUGGAGUUUGCAGACGUGGAAGCACAAGCAUGACCUUGAAUUUUCGAAGGUCAAGAAGGACAAGUUGAGUGUGGUUGAAGCUAUCAUCACGGCAGCCAAUGAGAGCCCAUGGUUGUGGGUGGUCAUCAUUUUCGUCAUCGCAUUCAUCACUCUCAUCUUCAUCAUCUUCUGCUGCCAGCCACCUCAACGUGCUGAUAGUGAUGUCAUCAAGAAGAACAAACGGAAGAUGAAUGACUUAAAAAGAUCUUCACCAUCAUCAUCAUCAUCGGCCCACUCCAACGUGACGUCAUCAAGCAAGUUUUCACGUGAUAACCUGUUGUCGGGUGAUGGGCAGGUUUGGAUGAGGACAGCUGCUGCGUCUGCUUCGACUUUUCAUCAGCGGAAAUGAUUCAGUGAUAACAACGUUAUUACAUUUUUUAACGUGUAAUAAUAUUUAUGUCAAUCAAUUAGUUAAUUAGUUAAUUAAUUUGUUAAUUGAUAGAUUGAUUGAUUUGUUGGUUGAUUGAUUAAUUGAUCAAUCGAUCGAUCGAUUGAUUGAUUGAUUGAUUGAUUGAUUGAUUGUUAAUUUUAAAUCCUAGUCGUGAUUUAUAGUCGUUAAUGAUCUUUUUUAGCGGUAUAUUCAUUUGUUCGCUGAAAUGUGUUAAUGUAAUCUUUGAUGGAUGUUGAUAUUUUUUAGUUUUUCUUUUUUCCCCUUUUCUGUUUAUAUUGUGAGUAUAUGAGUUUCACAGUUAUUUUUUUGUGUUUCUGUAUUCUAUUUUAGUUAAGGCACUGAUAUAAGUACAUGUUUACUCAUUCGCGCUUGUGAAUAAUAAAAAAAAAAAUGAAAAAAAAUUUUAAUUAAAUAAAUUAAUGUCAGUUCCUUUCUUAAUGUUUGUUAAUGUCAUCCGAAAUUUUUUAAUUUAUUGAUGUUAUUGACGUCAGAGACGAAACUCUUCUUGAUGUUAUGUAGUGUUAUUUUUUUGGGUUUUUUUCCAUCGUUAUUUAAUGUUCUUUUUUUUAUGCAUGAUAUUCUAGGCAUUCCAAUUUUAGGAUCUAUUUUAUUUUCUGAUCUCAUUUUGAAAGUUGGGCUUUCUAGUCAGUUGAAUAAAUUAAUGUCAGUUUUUUCUUUCUUAACUGUUCGCUCAAUAUUACGUCAUCAUCAUCAAUAUCAUCAUCAUC